Patiria miniata (bat star) is the source of this 1831-nucleotide messenger RNA. It is a transcript of the gene med29, whose product is annotated as mediator of RNA polymerase II transcription subunit 29-like. Gene Ontology annotation, molecular function: transcription coregulator activity; transcription factor binding. NCBI's taxonomy places the organism in Eukaryota, Metazoa, Echinodermata, Asteroidea, Valvatida, Asterinidae. Gene Ontology annotation, cellular component: mediator complex. The record is from RefSeq and is a predicted model, not a curated record. Gene Ontology annotation, biological process: regulation of transcription by RNA polymerase II. The transcript is spliced from 4 exons. The coding region runs from base 143 to 724 and encodes 193 amino acids.
UGCGUCUUACUUGGAGUACAGCGGCAGUGUCGGUGAACAGUCAACAUUGAUUUUUCCUGUCAAAUCGCCUUGGUAAAGCGGAACAAAGGGAACUUUCAGAUUUGUGGAGACUUUAAAGUUCACAAUUUUUCAACACUCAGGUAUGGCUUCUCGAGGCCCAUCACCGCUUUCACAACCUGGAAGUCAGACCCAGUCUGGUACCCCAGGAGGUCCGUUAGGCGCCUCUCCAGCAGCGGGCAGUGCGGUGGCCAGUCAGCAACCGCAGGCCGCGCAGCCGUCUCAACAAUCACAACAAUCGCAGAUAGAUUUGGACCCCAUCGCUAAAGUGAAGUCGUUGGUUCCACAUUUAAAAGAAUCACUGUCGAACUUGAUGAGGGUCUCUGCAUUGAACUUCCACUAUUCAGCAUUGAUUGACAAUGCUUCACCGAAAGCAAGUGAUGCCUCCAUUCAAAGAUUUGACAAAAGCUUGGAGGAAUUCUACUCAAUCUGUGAUCAGGUAGAAGUAAACUUGAGGUUAUCCUUGGACUGUUCCAACGAGUAUGUGGACAGCAUUCGCCACACCCCUCUCCCAAUGUCCACCUCCAAGUCCGAGCCCACUAACAGCGGGGAGAGUCAAACCUACUCCCAGUAUGUCUCCACAGUCAAGUCCCAGAUUUCGUACGCCAAGGAGGUCCACGACGCCCUUUUGGAAUGUUCCAGUAAGAUAGGGGAAGGCAAGACGUAAAUCUCGGACUAAGUGAUUCCAUUGCUGACUUUACUUCCCUGCAUCGUCGUGGGUUGGAUGUUUGGCCAUGUUGAAUCUCGUGGAUAGAGAAGGAGAUGCUGUCUAGGUGUCAUCAAUUACAACUACAUGUACAUGGGAAAAUAGCCAUAGUUGUAGUUGUGGGAGACGAUUCGACAUGGCUUUGUGAUCCUGGUUCUCGGUCGAAUCAGGCUGGUUUCCUUAGAAUGCUCAGUUUAAAGUGACCUUCACGAGUCAGAGGACCAGACUCGGAUGGCUGCAGCUUAAGAAGCUCAUACACUAUAUGAACUGACUAAGACUAAAUAAAACCAAACUCACCUGGUUCUUUUUCGAACCACCUCUCUCUUUAGAAUCAGUGUCUUCAUGUGGAGUUAUAAGCAAACAACCAAGUAAGACUUGGAAGUUAAUUUUACAGAUUGAGCAUACCACGCUGUGACAAGUCAUCAUUGCCUGACCCUUUAGACUAUUGAUUAAAAGACCAUUCUCCUAAGAGGAAUUGAUAUCACGAGAUCGAGUAGUAAUCUAUAGGAUUCUGGAUGCGUACAUGUACGUGUAUUUCAGUGCCAUUUUAACCUCACUGAUCACAUUAUGACCUAACUUUUUUCCCCAAGAUGGCGGAUAGAUUCUUCAAUUUUCUUGACUAUUUUGCUAAUACAAAAUUGUGUCCAAAGGAGUCAUAACCCUUUCUACCGGUACAUUGCGAUUAUUUUGUUGGAAACAAAUACAAAGACAAUACGGCCUAUAUUGACAAUAUAGCAAAUUUAUGAAUAAAAAAAGCGGACAUUUCUUUUGAUUUGAUAUUGAUAUCUUUUGCAUCGUUUUUAUUAUGUAAGUAAUCGAACAAGUUGAGGAGAUUCAAUUUGGUGUCCCUAAUGAAAGGUUAAACAAUGAACUACGUAUGCGCUAAGAGCCGACUUCCACCUUGUUUUUAAAUUAUCUUGUUUAGCACCGGUCGCAAGUUGCCAACCUAUUUCAACUUGAAAAGUUUCUUGAAAGCAAGAGGGCGCCAUUCAAUUCCCAUGCAGUUGAUACAAAGGCCAUUUUCCAUAUCUCGGCUUCGUCGCAGGUUGGGCUUUUCUGACUCUAGAA